Spathaspora passalidarum NRRL Y-27907 is the source of this 2118-nucleotide messenger RNA. RefSeq lists its product as uncharacterized. Gene Ontology annotation, cellular component: Ino80 complex. The coding region runs from base 1 to 2118 and encodes 705 amino acids. The transcript has a single exon. Lineage: Eukaryota; Fungi; Ascomycota; Pichiomycetes; Serinales; Debaryomycetaceae. The record is from RefSeq and is a predicted model, not a curated record.
AUGAGUUACGACCCUAUACACGAUACAUAUAUCCCCAAUAAACUGGCGAUAGAAACAACCAGCGAAGUUCCACAACAGACCGAGCUGGAUGCACAUAGAAGUGGACCAAUCUCAAUCUCAAGUUUGGUCAGUCGUAACAGCACCGACAGUAUCCCACCUGAAGAUGUGCCUGUUGUUACUCCUGUGAAAAAUGAAGUCAACAAAGUGAUUUCCAUCUCCAACAUAGUGAACAACUCGUCAGAUGCUGACGAAGAACAGGAGCAAGAACAAGAACAAGAACAAGAAGAAGAAGAUGAAGACACCGAUGUCAAUUCAUCCAUUAUCGGCCAUGAAGACAGCGAAACCAUAACUGCUAGCACCACUAAAUCCAAAAGAAAACAUCCCAAUACUAAUCGGUUCAAACAUUUGAAAAAAGCAGACGGAGAACCAUUUUGGAGAAAGGAUAUCUCCCAUGACUUUCUCAAGUACUUGUUUGAUGACGAAACUGCUUGCUUCACUAACUCAUUCCCCGAAUGCAACAUCUCUAACGCCAACAAUGAUCCCAAGAUUUCUUUUUCGGACUUGUAUGUUCGCUCAUUAGUUGAAUCGACAAAAUGUUCACGCGUACUUAAAGAGAGAUUGAUCAAGGAUAAAGAAAUGGGUAAAUCGGUGGCCAAGGUGUGUCUAUUAGUCAAUGCCGGAAGAAUGAACACCACCAUAAACUUUGUCCCAGAAAUGAGGUCAAGUUUACGGACAUACCAUUCAAUCCCUUCGUUGCAAGCCGACCCGGAAACUGGCAAGUCCAAACAAUUACAAGACACACCAAGAUUAAAGUCAAUCCUCAAAGCUGUAUGCGAAGGUGAAGAAAACAACUUGAAGUUUUUGGACGAAAUGAUUUCAAAUCCGCCGGCCAAAAAACCAAACACAAACGUCGUACAGUUGAUUUUCCUCUUGAGUAACUCGUUACAUGGAAUUCCCUAUUUCGGUCCCGACGAACCUAGCAAUCAAUUGAUGGAAUUCUUUAUGAAUCCCAAGAUUCACCCUAAGAACAAAGCACAACGAUUCCUCUGGGUGAUGUACACUUAUUUAGAAACUAGUUUCACUUCAGAAGAAUUAGCCCAGAAUCCAUUUGGUGGAGCUACUGUUCCAGGUAUAGAAUUAAUUCCUGAAGAUCAAAUUGCUGAAUUUGACAAAGACACCGAUUAUGAAAUUGCAUAUGCGGAAAACAUGUACAAGACCAGAUUGAAAUGUUUAGCUGAUGAAGAACAUAAUGCUCCUGUCAAGAAAAAGACCGGGAAGAGAGAUUUGGAAGAUGCGGAGACAAGCGAGUCUGAUGAUACCGCUGACGAACUGGCAAUUAUCAAGAAGAAAAUUGCCCCCAACGGAACCCAAUUGAAGAAGAAAAAACUUAAACGAACUUCCCAGCCUAAUGUGUCGUCACCACUAUCCAAGAAUGUCAUCAAUUUCAAUGUUGAUAAAUCUGAAGAUAACGAAGCUGAAGUCAGAACACAAAACAAGAACGGUUCUACCUUAGACAACAUCCAAUUCCCAAUUGAAGGACUUUCCAAGAUUGUUUCGUCUUUCGGACCAACUACAAUAGAUGCUGUUCCUGAUGUAGCUGAAUCUGUCUCACACAUGGAUGAUGUUGUAAACUUUACUCGACCAAUUGUGAAGGAAGUGCGAACUUCUUCCAAGGCAAGUACGGCAUCUUUUAACAAGAAAACCACCAUACUUGGGAACUGGAUCUAUCGAUACUUCAAAUAUAAAAAGUCCAUUGGAAAUAAAUUAUUAGGAAUAGAAUGGGAAGACAUUCGUCAUGAUUUGAUCCAUGGAGUGGAAUCAUACAUGAAUGAGCAAUUUGGAAAAUCGUUGAACAUCGAGAAAUUCUUACAUAUCACCAAGGAGGAUGAAGAUGGAGAAGCAAACGAACAGGAUGGCGACCUUGGAUUUUCAUAUCUCCCCAUACACGACUAUAACAAAGCCAACGAAAAGAGCGUGUUUAUAUUACAAUUGACUACAUUUUGUAACGAAUGGUUCAUUCUGAAAUUACAAGAACAAUUAAAGGCCGGGGUUGCUCCCGUGGUACAUAAUAGUAGAAUCUCGUUUGAUUUAGAUAAUCACCAGGUGUUGUAUAACUAA